AGAUGGCUCAGGCGUGGCCGCGAGCGGCGAGCGUGUCGUUCGCGCAUCAGUUCGCUCGCAUUCGAUAUUAUUUUGUCAUUUUCUACAUUUUAUUGUUAUCCGCAGUUAUCCGUAAAAAGAGAUCUGCGUACGCGAGCGCACGCGAAUAUCUUCCGCGUGGCCACGAGAAAGCUACGCUGAAGGAAAGUAUAUAUUCGCUUUCCAUCGUCGUUAUCACCAGACGAGUAUCUCUACCGGACAUAAUUCGCUGUAUCGAUCCGAUGAACCGCUCCCUAGCUUGUCUGCCCGCUCGCCUGCCGCAGCAGUAUACAUGAGACGAUCGAUCAAGAGAAAUGGAGCCCACCUCGAAAUCCCCAAUGAGAAUUGCAAUUGCAACGGGCCGUAGCUUCGGGCUCCUAAACCGGGGAAGCCCCUUCUUGCCGUGAAAAAUAUAUAAUGCUUUGUCGAAUGUCGUUAUCACUCUGCACCAACGUGGGCUUCCUCCGCAGCGCCGGCCACGGAGCAGACCAUCGGCAAUGUCUCGCAGAGGAGGAACCGCUGCGGCCGCCGUUGCCGCUUAUACAUCGAGACGACUCAGUCGCGAGAGAACUAGUUCUGAGGGCAAGAGAGCGAAAUGCGCGCCCACCAAGGAUAUGCUUUUUACGUCGUCGAGGACAGAGGACGAGGAGGAGGAAGAAGAGGAAGUGGUUGGUAAGAAGGACCAAAGAACCAAGAGAAAUUAUAAUUGGCAUCAAACGACAACUGGAAAGGGCGUUGACGUCGUCGAGACGGUAGCCGACUUUGAGAAGUGGCUCAAGAUGCGUACCACAGAGCCUCCAGUGCCAUCGAGUAUAGAUCUGGAUGCAGCGAAAAUGGUAGAGGGUGUAGACAGAUAUUUGGGCGAAGAGGUACUCUCGCAUGGCUGCUUCCUGAGCAAAGAUCCAUAUGGCUUGUCUAUCGACAUUGAUCUGGCAGAUGGUAAGAAGCUCAAUCUGCCAUCGAGCUAUGAUCCAAUACUGCAAGAUCUGACUCAUACUGAGAAUCGGCUACUGGAGCCACCAUGCGAGAAAGUUGUCGACGAGUUUAUGCUACCGGAGUUCCAACUGGAUCAUCUUGAUCAACUAGCGGCUCUUACACCAGAUGACAUGAUGGUGGCUGGUGAAAUUCUGCCGUCUGCCAGCAGUCAGCCAACAUUAAACGUAGAGAGUCAAGAUAUUGAACAAAACGUUUCAAAAGCAAGAGUUUCAGCACAAAACAAUGAGACACCCUGCGAGAAAUCCACCUCGCAAAUUACCCUCAGCCAGCUACCAGUGAAUUCAGUCAUGAACGAGAUGAAAGAUUCAAAGAUGGAACAGGAAAGCAUAGCACAAUCUUCAGCAAGUUCCUCAGAGCUCUUCGUCGGAACUCUACCGUCAAUUGCUUCAGAAAAGAGUUCGUUAAAUACCAUGACGAAUUCCAUGGAAAUAAGCAUACCAAACAGGCCAAUAAAACAAUUGAAGAAGACAAAACUUGAACCGCGUAUUAUCAAGAAACGUCGACAGAUGACAGAACAACGGGAGAAGAAGCUUGAUAAGCAUAUCAAUGGUAAGAGCUUUACUGUUGAUACGGACUCGCAGGACAUGAUGGCUGUGGUCGCUAUAUCCACCGACAAAAUCUCCAACAUGACGCAAAUCGUUAUCAAUACUGGCACGGAAAAACAGAUCUAUCAAGGCAAAACUUCGGAAUUGAUUGAGGCGACUGGCAAUUUUGCAAAAUUGCCUAAAAUAGAUACUUCUGCUGCAGUUUGGAACGGCACGGUCGAGUACAGUGCCGAUAACAAUCCAAGUAAUCAAUAUGAAAUUGUCAUAUCCAAUGCAUUGGGAGAACUAGGCAUCACCGACGACAGUUUGCAGCCUUUAUUUGCCACUGAACACGACAAAGUGUGGCUGUGCCCACGAGACGGCUGCAACCGACAAUUCGGUAGAUUGUACACUCUGAAAGGUCAUUUAUUGGCCCAUUAUGGAGUUAGACCGUUUAAGUGCGACUUCGAGGGCUGCACUUGGGCCUUUUAUUCUGAGUUCAAGUUAAAAAGGCACAAGGAAACACAUCUGAAGCGCAAGGAUUAUGUAUGUGAAGUGGAAGGCUGUAAUCGUCGUUUCACUACCGUCUACAAUCUAUGGAGCCACGCGAAACUGCAUAGUCGUCCUAAUCGGAUAGUUUGCCAAGUGCCAGACUGUGGUCAGAAGUUUCAGACGAAACGAGCAUUAGAGUUACACAUGAAGUCGCACGAUCAACGCCAUGCACCUUACGUGUGCCAGCAUGAGGGUUGCGGUAAACGUUACUACAGCAGCAAUGCACUGACGUCGCAUCAGCGAUCACACAGCUACAAGGAGGUGGACAUCAAAUGCUCGUGGCCAGACUGUGGCAAGAUUUUCGAUAAACCAUGUCGACUAAAAGCCCAUAUGCGUUCUCACACUGGUUACAAACCUUAUCCCUGUACUUUCCAGGAUUGCAAAUGGGCCUUUUCAUCGUCCAGUAAACUCAAGCGUCAUCAGAAAAAGCACACGAACGAGCGUAAAUUUAUAUGCGAUAUACCGAAUUGUGGCAAAGCGUUUAUGCGCUCGGAACAUCUGAAAGAACAUCGGUUGACGCACACAGGUCGUUUCUUUCAGUGCUUUGUGUGCGCUGCCAGAUUUUCUGCCAAAAGUAGUUUGUACGUGCAUAUCAAAAAGCAUCAGCAGCAGACUAAACCAGAUUUAAAUGUAGCUAAUGGUGCAUUCCCCGAGUGCACUUCUGCUGAUCAGAAACGAACGAAAACGAGAGAAUCUCAUUACUCGCGAAUAAAGCCGAUCAAGUCGAAGCGAUGGGACACGGAGCUGACGAAUGCCGCGGAGAUUAUUGCGAAGGAAAAUAAUGUCGAGAAGCAGAAUGUCGAUGCAUGUUUCCAAGAUGAAGAUCAAAUGGAGUUGCUGUAUCGUUGUCCGAUAGACGUAUGCGGACAUUUGAUCAAUAACGAGCACAGUCUUCGUGAGCACAUGAUGAAAGCACAUGGCAUACAUUGUGACGAUCUGCUAACUAAAUCAUCCUCUGACGAUGCCAACAUAGAUUACGUUUUAUACACCGUACACAGUUCACCUUCCCCAAAUUUCCCCACUGCCGUUGAGGAAAAACAGAUGGUGAUGGUGGCUCCGUGCGAUGCCGUUAUCCUUGACACCUCUUCAAUAAGGGAUCGUCGUCUACCUGAACCGGAACCGCCACUUUUCAACACCUUGCUGAAAAGUUCAGAAACGUUCCAAGAUAAUAUGCAAAUUGACAAACAGAUUGACAAAGAAACUAUAAAAAAGCAGGGUUCGGCAAGGACAGAUCUAACGUAUUCUGAAUGGUCUAAACUGAAGAAGAAUAAUGUAUUGAUGACUUCAAUAACGGAAACAUCGGACGUUAUACUGGACACGAGUGGUGAUUUGAGCGAAGGUCUGUUGUUCACAGAAGAACUACCAUCGAUGUAUUAUCAGGACGAUGUAGCAGGUACGGAAUACCAGGUGCUGUUAUUAGACUCAAGUCCGCUCGAGAGUGUGAGUAAUUUGCGUGGUCUCGAGUGAUUUUCGUGAUGAACGCAAGUGAUGAAUCCCAAUGUCGUGGUUGAGUGAUUUUCGUGAUAGAAUACUCUCGACCAACUUAUUAUUGCAUACUUAUUUUUUGGACAUGAUCACGUGAUAAUCGUAAUAAUUAUUUUAAAUGUAGCUUAAAAGUGGGAUAUAGAUAGUUUUGAACAAUGAUGGUCGUUACUAUAUUAAACAUUAGCUUUUGUGGUAACUUUAACACGAUCUGUGAUCCAGGAGCUGGCCUCAGCCUGAUAUUCAUUUGUACUACGCGGCCCAUAAUCGCUUUAAAUCGUUAUUUUAUUAAUAAAUCGUUGAUAUUUUUCCAUAAAAA
Molecule: messenger RNA, 3891 nt
Organism: Monomorium pharaonis (pharaoh ant)
Lineage: Eukaryota; Metazoa; Arthropoda; Insecta; Hymenoptera; Formicidae
Product: zinc finger protein with KRAB and SCAN domains 5
Exons: 3
Coding region: 516-3557 (1013 amino acids)
Biological process (GO): regulation of transcription by RNA polymerase II
Cellular component (GO): nucleus
Molecular function (GO): transcription coregulator activity
Source: RefSeq, a predicted model, not a curated record